This is a messenger RNA of Pseudopodoces humilis (Tibetan ground-tit), 2145 nucleotides long. It is a transcript of the gene NMT2, whose product is annotated as N-myristoyltransferase 2. NCBI's taxonomy places the organism in Eukaryota, Metazoa, Chordata, Aves, Passeriformes, Paridae. The record is from RefSeq and is a predicted model, not a curated record. Gene Ontology annotation, molecular function: glycylpeptide N-tetradecanoyltransferase activity. Gene Ontology annotation, biological process: N-terminal peptidyl-glycine N-myristoylation. Gene Ontology annotation, cellular component: cytoplasm.
CCCCCGUGAUGGCGGAGGACAGCGAGUCUGCGGCCAGCCAGCAGAGCCUGGAGCUGGAUGACCAGGACACCUGCGGCAUAGACGGCGACAAUGAGGAGGAGACCGAGCACGCCAAGGGAAGUCCUGGAGGGGAUUUGGGAGCGAAGAAGAAGAAAAAGAAGCAGAAGAGAAAAAAGGAGAAACCAAAUUCUGGAGGCACCAAAUCAGAUUCUGCAUCUGACUCCCAGGAGAUUAAAAUUCAACAACCUUCAAAAAAUCCAGCCAUUCCAAUGCAGAAGCUUCAAGACAUCCAGAGAGCAAUGGAGCUGCUCUCUGCAUGCCAAGGCCCAGCAAAGAAUAUUGAUGAGGCUACCAAACGUAAAUACCAGUUUUGGGAUACACAACCUGUACCUAAGCUUAAUGAAGUUAUAACUUCACAUGGUGCAAUUGAACCAGAUAAAGACAAUGUCCGCCUAGAGCCAUAUUCUUUGCCACAAGGUUUUAUGUGGGACACACUGGAUCUUAGCAAUGCUGAAGUUCUGAAGGAGUUAUACACACUAUUAAAUGAGAAUUAUGUAGAAGAUGAUGAUAAUAUGUUUAGGUUUGAUUAUUCACCUGAAUUUCUUCUGUGGGCAUUACGUCCUCCAGGCUGGUUACCGCAGUGGCACUGUGGGGUUAGAGUGUCUUCAAACAAAAAACUGGUAGGAUUCAUAAGUGCCAUCCCUGCAAAUAUUCGUAUUUAUGACAGUGUGAAGAAAAUGGUAGAAAUCAAUUUUCUGUGUGUCCAUAAGAAACUGAGAUCUAAACGGGUGGCACCUGUACUGAUUCGGGAAAUAACCAGAAGAGUAAACUUGGAAGGAAUUUUUCAGGCUGUUUACACUGCUGGAGUGGUACUUCCCAAACCUGUGGCCACUUGCAGGUAUUGGCAUCGAUCACUAAAUCCCAGAAAAUUGGUGGAGGUGAAAUUUUCACAUUUGAGUAGAAACAUGACUCUACAAAGAACAAUGAAGCUCUACAGACUUCCUGAUGCCACAAAGACUUCAGGUUUGAGACCAAUGGAGCAAAAAGAUACUAAAGCAGUACAAGAGUUAAUCAAUACUUACUUGAAACAGUUUAAUCUUGCUCCUGUGAUGGAUGAAGAAGAGGUGGCCCACUGGUUCCUGCCUCGGGAUCAUAUUAUUGACACUUACGUGGUAGAGGGUUCAAAUGGUAUUUUAACAGACUUCCUCAGUUUCUACACAUUACCUUCAACAGUGAUGCAUCAUCCUGUUCAUAAAAGCCUCAAAGCUGCCUAUUCCUUUUACAAUAUUCAUACAGAGACUCCCCUGUUGGACUUAAUGAAUGAUGCACUCAUUAUAGCUAAAUUGAAAGGAUUUGAUGUGUUCAAUGCGCUAGACUUAAUGGAAAACAAAACAUUCCUGGAAAAACUCAAGUUUGGGAUUGGAGAUGGAAAUUUGCAGUAUUACUUGUACAACUGGAGAUGUCCAGGCAUGGAAUCUGAAAAGGUUGGUCUUGUAUUACAAUGAGAACGCUUAUGUUUCUAGAACUCUUGAGGUCAUCAUUUGAGUUAAUUUGAUCUCCAUAACUCUUGAAAUGGUAUUGUUCAAGAGGAGUAAAAGCACAACGUCAGUGAUACUGAAAUAGUCCAUUAAAUCUGAUCAGUGAAGACAUCCACAUGUGACCAAAUUUAUGCAUUUUCAGAUAGAUCAGACGGUUCAUGAAACUCUUCUAUUGUCCAUGAAAAGAAUAAAAAGCACAUUCAUUUAAGUUUCAAAGCUUAGCUUGCACCUGGAUGAGAAGAAGGUAUUUUUUUCCACUCUGUAGAAAAGACUGUUUUGUACAAACUGAACUUCAGUGGUGGAUUAGGGUACAAAAAUAUUUGCUAUUAUGUGGAUGAACUGCUGCAUUUCUAUUUAUUAAGUGGUGAUGUAUGUAUAUCAAUGUAACAGAAUGAAGGAUACAAACUGGAGUAUCUUUGCUUAUUUACUUAACAUGGAUAUCAUAAUUUGGGGGAAAAUCACAAAGUACGAUGCGUUUGUAGCUCUGUGAAAGUCCUGGAUGUUUUUGUAACUGGAGCAGUAUGACAAUGUACUGGUUUAACUAGUGCAUUUGUUUCUCCAUAAGCAACGCUGCCAAAUCAAUAAAAAAUACAGAUUUGUACUUUGA